AUGAUUCGCGACCCGUUCGACAUCCACCGCAAGAACCUCUUCCAAGUCACAGCACGGCGUGCUGCCGAAAAUAUACGAGACACGGCAGCCCAGGUCGGUACCAAUGCGCUGAAGAUGCCCUUUUCGAUUCCCAAAAAUGUCCCCAACUUUGAGGACCCCCACCGCCGCCUCGAGGACAAGGCAUGGUCCAAGGUCUCGGGGCGCGGCAGCGGCCUGCUGUCUGACGUCCAGCACCGCGUCAAUGGGCUCUUUGAAUCGGACGAGCUGCCCAUGUACAAGGACAAGCCGUACUACCACGGUGGCAGCGGCCGUCGCCGGCGAUGGUAUCGCAAGAAGCGCGUGGUCGGCUCGCUCACCCUCGCCCUCGUGAUCCUCUUCCACAUCCUCGGCUGGCUGCCCUGGCAGUCGUCGCGGCCCAAAGGGGCGCGCGGCAAGUCUGCGUGGGGCUUCCUGGGCAUCUCCAAAAACGAGGUCGUCGACUGGGAUCACAGACGGGCGCAAGUGGUGGAAGCGUUCCAGCUCAGCUGGGACGCCUACGAGCGCCACGCAUGGGGCUAUGACGAAUUCCACCCCAUCUCGAAAUCCGGAAAAUACAUGGCGCCCAACGGCAUGGGCUGGAUCAUUGUCGACUCUCUCGACACACUGAUGCUCAUGAACCUGACGUCACGCCUCGAGCACGCCCGAGAAUGGAUAUCAAAUUCGUUAACGUGGGACCAGCACCAGGACGUCAACACAUUUGAGACGACAAUUCGAAUGCUGGGUGGGCUGCUCUCCGCCCACUACCUCUCGACAGAGUUCCCCGAGCUUGCGCCCAUCAAAGAAGACGACCCUGGCAAACCAGGCGAGGACCUGUACCUCGAAAAGGCUGCCGACUUGGCCGGCCGCCUCUUGGGCGCAUUCGACACGCCCUCUGGCAUUCCCUAUGCCAGCGUCCAGCUGGACGACUCCAAGGGCAUCCCGUCGCAUGGCGACAUGGGCGCCAGCUCCACCGCAGAGGCGACGACGCUCCAGCUCGAAUUCAAGUACCUCGCCAAAUUGACGGGCGAGCCCAACUACUGGGAAAUUGUCGAAAAGGUCAUGGCCGUUAUCGACGACAACAACAUGCCUGACGGUCUGAUGCCCAUUUACAUUUACCCCGCCAACGGCGAGUUUCGCGGUGAAAAUAUCCGUCUCGGCAGCCGAGGCGACUCGUACUACGAGUACCUGAUCAAACAGUAUCUGCAAACCAACAAGAAGGAAACUGUCUAUCUUGAAAUGUGGAAGGAAUCCAUGGCCGGUAUUCGCAAGCACCUGUUGACCCACAGCGAGCCCUCAGGCUUCACCAUUGUCGGCGAGCGUCCCAACGGCCUCGAGGGCGAUUUGCUGCCCAAGAUGGACCACCUCGUCUGCUUCCUGCCGGGCACCAUUGCGCUCGCCGCCACCGAGGGCCUGACUGAGGCCGAGGCGCGCAAGUUGCCGACGUGGACGGCGCAGCACGAUGCAGAUAUGCAGUUUGCACGCGAGCUGAUGCAGACCUGCUGGGGCAUGUACAAAUAUAUGGCCACGGGCCUGUCGGCCGAAAUCACCUUUUUCAACACGGCCAACCCGCCCGCCGCGCCAGACGCCCCGCACCACCAGCCGCCCGCCGAGUUUGACAGUGACCCCGACGCGCGCUGGCGUCAGGACUUUAAUGUCAAGAGCAACGACGCGCACAACCUGCAACGCCCCGAGACGGUCGAGAGCCUGUUUUACAUGUGGCGCAUCACGGGCGACCCCAAGUACCGCGAGUGGGGCUGGGAUAUGUUUACCUCGUUUAUGAACUACACGGCUGUGGAGGAGCAGGGCGGCUUCACAAGCCUGGACGAUGCCAAUGUGAUUCCGCCGCGCGUGAGGGAUAACAUGGAGAGCUUCUGGCUGGCCGAGACGCUCAAGUACAUGUAUCUGCUGUUCUCAGACAAUAGCCUGAUGCCGCUGGACAAGAUUGUGUUUAACACGGAGGCGCAUCCCCUCCCGCGGUUCGACAUGGGCGACUUGUUCAAGACAGGCUGGCAGCGCAAGCCGCGCGAUGCGGACGGGAAUGUUGUUGGCAAGGUGAAGCCGACGGCGGCGACGUCGGGAUAA
Molecule: messenger RNA, 2100 nt
Organism: Cordyceps militaris CM01
Lineage: Eukaryota; Fungi; Ascomycota; Sordariomycetes; Hypocreales; Cordycipitaceae
Product: mannosyl-oligosaccharide 1,2-alpha-mannosidase
Exons: 3
Coding region: 1-2100 (699 amino acids)
Biological process (GO): carbohydrate metabolic process; N-glycan processing
Cellular component (GO): endoplasmic reticulum; membrane
Molecular function (GO): calcium ion binding; mannosyl-oligosaccharide 1,2-alpha-mannosidase activity
Source: RefSeq, a predicted model, not a curated record